Humulus lupulus (European hop) is the source of this 1401-nucleotide messenger RNA. RefSeq lists its product as uncharacterized. The coding region runs from base 1 to 1401 and encodes 466 amino acids. NCBI's taxonomy places the organism in Eukaryota, Viridiplantae, Streptophyta, Magnoliopsida, Rosales, Cannabaceae. The transcript has 3 exons. The record is from RefSeq and is a predicted model, not a curated record.
AUGGUUCGAGAGGGACACAAAAUUGCUCAGUUGGAUUUGGAGGAGGUCCAAGUUGAAACCUCAUUUUGGAACUCAGCAGUGAUAUGUAUAGACAGAAUUUCUCGAUUGAAUGCUGGGUAUACUCUUGUGAAAUUCAGAGAUGAAGCAACUAGAGACUUGGUGUUGGAAGCUGGGGUGCUACACUUUGAUAGAAAACCAGUAAUAAUGAAGCCUUGGACUGCUGAUCUAGACACUUUAAAGAUAGUGAAAUCUGUACCAGUAUGGAUUAGAUUACCGGGACUGGGAUUGCAAUAUUGGGGAACCAAGUGUCUGAGCGCCCUUAUGAGUACAAUUGGGAUUCCAAUUCUAGUUGAUAAAGUGACUAAGGAUAGAUCUAUGAUGCAAUUUGCUAGAGUGUUGGUUGAGGUAGAAAUAACAGAGACGAUUCCAAAAUCCAUUCAGUUUCUCAAUGAAAAGGGGCAGCUAAUGGAGCAACUUUUAGAAUUUGAAUGGCUACCAACACAAUGUAAAGAGUGCAGGGUGUUUGGUCAUUCUGAGAUGAUGUGUAACAGGAAACAAAAGGAGACAUGGAGGCAGAAAAGCAGAAAUGAAGAGGAGGAGACCAAGCAAGAUCCUAAGGAGCAGCAACAAGUAACUAAGGGUAAAGAAAUAACUACUGGGGGUUCUGAUAUUGGUCAACAGAAGACAGAUGCUAGGGAAGUAAAUGAGUCUCAGGAGUUGUCAAAGCCUCCUAGUAACCUGGCAAAGUCAAUUCAAAAAGAUGAACUGGUUAUUAGGGACUCCAGUGACAGCGCUCCGACUGAAUGGAUUACACCUAAAAGGGUGGGGGGAAAUAAGAGGUUAGUUCCAAAAGCUCAGAACAAAUUGAAGAACUCUUAUAAUGCUUUGCAAGAGAAGAGGCAAUAUCUUUCAGUCGAGGUCCUGAAGGAGAGUGAUCAAUUAAUUCAUGUUUGUGCUAAGGAAGUGAGUUCCAAUAAGAAGUUUUGUAUCACUUUUGUGUAUGGUAGGAACACAAUUGAGGAGAGAAGGCAGUUGUGGGAUGAUCUUUCUGGUUUAUACUUUCCAACCACUCCUUGUCUUGUGGCUGGGGAUUUUAAUGCGGUUUUUGAAGUUAAUGAUAGAAUUGGAGGCCGUAAUAUUACUGCUAUGGAAUUGGCGGAUGCUCAAAAGUGGAGAGCCUUAGGGUUGGUUGUUGAGAUGCGCACAAGCGGUUCUCAUUUCACUUGGACAAACAAGCAAACAAAUGAGGACAGAAUUUACUCUAAGCUAGACAGAGUUUUUAUAAAUGAAGAUUGGUUGGAUUUAUUCCCUCAUGCUGUAGCUGUGGUUAACUGGGAAUUACUCUCAGAUCAUUGUUUCAGUAUUAUAAAGUCUGGAGUUGCUGUUAACUAUGGGUUAUAA